AUGAAAGUUGAGUCCGAGGGGCCCCCCUCAACGGGUGUCCCCUCUCAGCAACAGGCUGUUGCUGCACAUCCCUCGGGGCCCCCCAACAGCAGCAGCAGCAACAGUAGCAGCAGCAACAACAACAACGGCAGCAACUAUGACAGCAGCAGCAGCAGCAGCAGCAGCUUCUGCAGCAGCAGCUUCAGCAGCAGAUUUUUAAAUCGCCAGGUCCUAGUAGGAGUUCGUUUCCGUCCUCCUGUACUGUCUCCUACUGUCCCUCGUCGUCAUCUGCUCUCCCCUUCUAGGGGCCCCCAAGGGGGCCCCCACCAAGGGGGCCACUCAGGAGGCCCCUCUGGUGGCUCUUCAGGGGUCCCCUUAGCUGAGGGGGCCCCAGAGGAUGCUGCUGCUGUGUCUCCUACCUCUGGUGUAUGCAGAGCUUCAGACAGUGCCGAUGCCUCACCAGGAGAGGGUACAGGGGCCCCCCAAGGGGCCCCCUCAGGGGCCCUCUCCUCCACAUCUUCAUUAGGUACCCUCCCUGGAGGGGGCGCCUCCACUUCUUCUUUAAGUUCCGUCACUGGGGGGGGCCCCUCUUCCACAUCUUCUUUAAGUACUCUGACUGGGGGGCCCCCUCCUAAGGGGCCCCCCAAAGUUGUAAGGAGGCCCCCUUGGGCCCGUAAGGGCCCACAAGAUAGUAAUUGGGCCCUAAGAGAAGAAGAAUCUGAUGGUUGGGUAUUAGCAGCACCAUGGGCAUUAGACAUGGGGGGCCCCCUAAAUGGGGGGGCCCCUCAGGUGGAUGGGGCCCCCUCCGUUUCGGAUAACUGUACCCAUCCUGGGGGCCCCCCAAGGGUAUGGGAUGGAUAUAAAGAUGUAUGCUAUGAGGCGGAUUGUUUAUUACCUCCAGGGUCUACUAAUGCUGAGGUGUACGUACACCUCGUUAAGGAUUGUGUUGCUGCUGCUCUCCAUGGUUAUAAUGCUGCCGUCCUUGCUUAUGGGCAAACAGCUAGUGGUAAGACCCAUACAAUGUUUGGGGGGGGCCCCCAGGGGCCCCCCACAAGGGCCCCGAGCAAGGUGGCGGGUGGCCUCCAGAAGGGGGCCCCCACCAAGGGCGGGGGGCCCCUACAGGGCCCCCGCAAGGAAGAGGAGAAAGGAGUAAUAGAAAUGGCAUUAGGAGACAUAUUUAAGGAAAAGGAGACAAGAAGAGAAGGAGACACUUUUACUGUCUCCGUAUCUAUGCUAGAAGUAUACCAGGAGACAGUUACGGAUCUGCUGCAGGGGGGCCCCCAUGGGGGGCCCCUAGGAGGAGUGGGUACCCCUGGGGGGCCCCCUUCUGCAGCAGCAGAUGCAAGGCCUAAAAGGGCCAUCUCUCUCUGCGAAAGAGCUGACGGGACACUAGAUUUAGGGUCUCUCUCCUCCUUCCCUGUCUCCUCCUUAACGGAGGCCCUGUCUCUUGUACAAAGGGGACAGCAGCAAAGGCAUGCAGCAGCAACAGCAGCAAAUGCCCGUUCCUCUCGUUCCCAUGCAGUGCUGCGGAUCGUCCUUACCCAUACAGCAGCAGCAGCAGCAGGAACAGCAGCAGCAGCAGCAGCAGGCGUAUCCAGUGGGGUUGCCUCGGGAGAGGGGCCCCCCAAGGACAGCAGCAGUACAGGGGCCCCCCCUCGGGGUCCCCGUCGUACUUCUGUGUUAAGCUUGGUAGACCUAGCAGGGUCAGAGAGUGCAGGGGGCCCCAAAGGGGUAACGGGGGGCCCCCAAGGGGUAAAGGGGGCCCCCAUAACCCAAAGAGAAGGUGGCAGCAUAAAUAGGAGUCUCCUUGCUCUAUCUAGGGUAGUAAAGGCCCUAACACAGCAGCAGAAGCAGCAGCAGCAGCAGCAACAGCAGCAGCAGGAGCAGCAGCACGAUACUGGGGUUCCUACUGGCUCAUCUAUGGAUACAGACGGGGCCCCUACCCCUGUGGGUACCCAUCGUCGUGCUGCUGGGUCUAGUGCAGCAGCAACAGGAGCAACAGGAGCAACAGGAGCAACAGCAGGAGCAUCAGGAGCAGCAGCACCUGCUGCUGCUGCUGCUGCUGCUGCUGCUGCUGGUCCCCCUUUCCUAGGUAUAAGGGACUCGAAGCUUACCCGUCUCCUUAGUGAUUGCCUAGGGGGCCCCUCUAAGACAUCCGUCAUCUGUCUCUGUUUACCAGGUGUCUCCUUUUAUAGACAAACAGCAGCAACAUUAGCAUUUGCUAAGGAUGCUAGCAAAAUACCUAUUGCACAGGAGACUGGGGGCCCCCAGGGGCCCCACGGGUCCCUACAUGGGGGGCCCCAUCAAGGGGGCCCCCAUAAAUCCAAAUAUAAAAGGCCAAGGAAGGAACUUGAACCUGCAGCAGCAGCAGCAGCAGCAGCAACAGCAGCAGGAGCUGUAUCAGGUGAUGCAGGAGGAGCAGCAGGUUCGUGUGUACAUGAUGAAUAUACAGAAGAGGGUUCCUCUACAGGGGGCCCCUCUACAUCUGGGGGCCCCCCUAUAGGGGCCCCCCAUCAUAGACAAUUUGUAUAUAUACCUACAGGGUGCCAACAAUGCCGUGUAUUGUAUAAGGGACUAAAAGAAGCAAAAGAAGAAAUUGCCUACCUAAGGGUACAAUUAAGACAAUUUAAAUAUGUUGUUAAUAGGGGACUUGCUGCUGCUGCUGCUGCUGCUCCUGCUGCUGCUGCUGCUGCUCCUGGUGCUGGUGCUCCUGCUGCUUCUACUAAUGCGCCUCGUCCUGGGAAUGCUGCAGCAGCUGCUGCUGCUGCGCCUGGUGGUGCUACUAGCCUCAGCAGCAAUGACACUACCAACGGCAGCAGCAACUGCAGCAGUAUAUGCAGCAGCAGUAUCAGCAGCAGCAGCAGCAGCAGCAACAGCAGCAGCACGCCACGGAGGACGGAGCCAGACAAACUAAGGUAUGUCUAUAACCAAGGUUCUGGGUCUCUUGGGGUGUAUGGGGCAUCAGCAGCAGGAAAAGAGAAUACAGCAGCAGCAGCAGCAGCAGCAGCAGCAGCACCAGCUGCUUCAGCUGCUGCAGUGCAGCAGCAAACUCUUAACUAUGGUUUAGGUGUCUGCUACAAACCCCCACAGACAGGGGCCCCAGUAGACACACAUAAGGGGGCCCUUGGGGGGCCCCUCUCGGGGCCCCACAUGCCUCAGCACGAGCAGCUAAAGAAAGAUCCCUAA
Eimeria maxima is the source of this 3165-nucleotide messenger RNA. RefSeq lists its product as hypothetical. The transcript is spliced from 2 exons. Gene Ontology annotation, biological process: microtubule-based movement. Gene Ontology annotation, molecular function: microtubule motor activity; ATP binding; microtubule binding. Gene Ontology annotation, cellular component: kinesin complex; microtubule. NCBI's taxonomy places the organism in Eukaryota, Apicomplexa, Conoidasida, Eucoccidiorida, Eimeriidae. The record is from RefSeq and is a predicted model, not a curated record. Bases 1 to 3165 code for a protein of 1054 amino acids.